AUGCCCUUCAAAGGCGUCUGCAACUGCGGAAAUAUCCAGGUCUCGCUGGAUCAGCAGCCGGAAAAUACUUUGGUCUGCCAUUGCCGCAAUUGUACCAAAGCAGGCGGUGGCCCCUUCUCAAUAAACUACGCCGUCGAAGACUCCACCGCCAACAUCAACGACCCGCAUGCAAGUCUGAAGAUCUACAAGGAUGCAAACACGGAUAGUGGGAAUCGCAUUCAGCGCCAAUUCUGCGGAAACUGCGGCAGUCCCAUUCUAAGCAAAAGCCCCAAGUACCCCGGGAUGUCGAUUUUCAAGGCUAUGUUGUUUGAGGAGUUGGCGCCGCCUAGUAAGGAGGUUUUUACGGGGUCGAGGGUCGGGUUUGUGAAGCCGAUUGAGGGGGCGGAGCAGGCUUGA
Messenger RNA from Aspergillus glaucus CBS 516.65, 396 nucleotides. RefSeq names its product GFA family protein. The record is from RefSeq and is a predicted model, not a curated record. Gene Ontology annotation, molecular function: carbon-sulfur lyase activity. NCBI's taxonomy places the organism in Eukaryota, Fungi, Ascomycota, Eurotiomycetes, Eurotiales, Aspergillaceae. The transcript has 4 exons. The coding region runs from base 1 to 396 and encodes 131 amino acids.